GAAGGCGCUCGAGCUCACUCCUCACCCAGCCUUAUCCCUCCUUACUCCUGCACACACACACACACACCUGUCCUUAACUGCACGAACAAAUCAUAGAAGUUAUCGUACAGCACAAGAUUUUUUUCUUUUGCCUAAAGCAUUUCUGACAGACGUGCAAGUGUGGAGGAAUAACACGUCGGAUUUAUCUACAAAGCCGAAACGGAGGAGAGAUACAGAGAGAGACAUGGCAACGACAACCUGUACACGCUUUACCGACGAAUACCAGCUUUAUGAAGAACUCGGAAAGGGAGCUUUUUCAGUCGUGCGACGCUGCGUCAAGCUGUGCACAGGCCAAGAAUACGCUGCCAAAAUAAUCAACACCAAAAAGCUCUCAGCCAGGGAUCACCAGAAGCUUGAACGUGAGGCUCGCAUUUGCCGUCUCCUCAAGCACCCUAACAUUGUCCGACUCCAUGACAGUAUAUCAGAAGAAGGCUUCCACUACCUCCUGUUUGACUUGGUCACUGGUGGCGAGUUGUUUGAAGACAUCGUAGCACGAGAAUAUUACAGCGAAGCCGAUGCCAGUCACUGUAUCCAUCAGAUUCUAGACAGUGUCAAUCACAUUCACCAACAUGACAUAGUGCACAGGGACCUAAAGCCAGAGAACCUGCUCCUGGCCAGCAAAUGCAAGAACGCUGCGGUGAAGUUAGCCGAUUUUGGUCUGGCCAUUGAAGUGCAAGGGGACCAGCAGGCCUGGUUUGGAUUCGCAGGUACACCAGGUUACCUGUCUCCUGAGGUGCUAAGGAAAGAGGCUUAUGGGAAACCUGUAGACAUUUGGGCUUGUGGUGUUAUCUUGUACAUUCUGCUCGUGGGCUACCCUCCAUUCUGGGAUGAGGACCAGCACAAACUCUACCAGCAGAUCAAAGCCGGAGCCUAUGAUUUUCCUUCACCAGAGUGGGACACAGUCACCCCUGAAGCCAAGAACCUUAUUAACCAGAUGCUCACCAUCAACCCAGCCAAGAGGAUCACUGCACAGGAAGCUCUUAAACACCCAUGGGUCUGCCAACGCUCCACUGUGGCCUCCAUGAUGCACAGACAAGAGACAGUAGAAUGCCUGAAGAAGUUCAACGCCAGGAGAAAACUCAAGGGAGCCAUUCUCACCACCAUGCUGGUUUCACGCAACUUCUCCGUGGGCCGGCAGACCACAGCUCCGGCCGCGGUCUCGGCGGUGGCUGCAGCCGCGGCAGCCGGCACUGCCGCCGGCCUGGUGGAACAAGCAGCCAAGAGCCUGCUCAACAAGAAGGCUGAUGUCAAGCCACAGUCAAACAGCACGAAAAACAGCAUAGUCACCAGUCCCAAAGGGAACGUCCCCUCUCCUGCUCUGGAGCCUCAGACCACUGUUAUCCAUAACCCAGUGGAUGGGAUCAAGGAGUCCUCAGACAGCAGCAACACCACGAUCGAGGACGAGGAUGUGAAAGCACGCAAACAGGAGAUCAUUAAGAUCACGGAGCAGCUAAUUGAGGCUGUGAACAACGGGGACUUCGAGGCCUACGCGAAGAUCUGUGAUCCUGGACUGACUUCCUUUGAACCUGAGGCCUUGGGAAACCUAGUGGAAGGCAUGGACUUCCAUCGAUUCUACUUUGAGAACUUGCUGUCUAAGAACAGCAAGCCCAUCCACACCACCAUCCUGAACCCUCACGUGCACCUGAUCGGCGAGGACGCCGCCUGCAUCGCCUACAUUCGCCUUACUCAGUUUGUGGAUGGCCAGGGCCGGCCGCGCAGCAGCCAGUCAGAGGAGACUCGCGUGUGGCAUCGCCGCGACUCCAAAUGGCAGAAUGUGCACUUCCACUGCUCGGGCGCGCCUGCCGCACCACUCCAGUGAAGCUCUUUGAUGCUCGGGUGUAUGUCGUAGAGUGGGACGUGUUUUGACGCUUGGUGAGAAGAAGGAGAGGGAGGAGGAUCAGCGGGGACAGCCGGAAGAAUCCAGCAUUGGAGAGCUCAGGAGCUUUCAGCCUUCCAGUACUGGUCACAGCUGUCCACACCUGCAUGCAAAACCUGUACCUGUGUCUCCACCUACUGGACUGCUCUUCCUCGAUUACAUGCUGUCACACUUCCUCUCCUCCCCAAACCUCUGCAAAACAUAACCCAACACUGGCACCAAUGCACAAACACACACAUACACACACCCCACCACUGCUCACUUACACUUGCUAAUUGAUAUGUACAUCAGUCUAGGAGAAUGAGCACAGACUCCAGGUUCAGUGUUCUUCACCUGUGCAAUGCCUUUUUACCCCAUGAAUCCCCUCCUGCCUCACCUCACUCUCGUCUCCAUUGGCCUUAUGACCUGUGUGCCCGGGCACUCCUCACUAUAAUAGCUCACGUGUUAAUGAAGUACUAUAUCAGCAUUAAUAUGAUUGUUGUAAUGGCUACUACCUUUUAUUAUUACUACUUCUUUAAUUUUAAGUAUCGAUGUUGUUCAAUUGUUUAUUUAGUAAAAAAAAAAUGGUAUAAAUAGUCAAAUUAUUGGUGUAAAUCGAUUCGAACGGUUAUCCUGGAUGCAAGGAUUCAUUGUUUUAUCUAGUGAGGGUUUUAUUUGUUGGUUUACUUCGGCAGCAUGGCGCAGGUGCAAACAAUCGACUUCUCAUUACCGUACACAUAAGACAAAAGGACGAAACCAUUCACACUGCAUCCGUCUCAUGUUCAUGUGUAUGUCUUACUAUAUAUGUGUGUAUCAGGUCUGCUGAAAGCUGUUUUUAUGAAGUCCCACUGUUAAAAAAAAAAAAAAAGCAAACAGUUUACAAAAAAAACAAGGUCACGAUUUGGCAACUCACUGUUAAAGUAAUCGUUUAUAAGUGAAGGAAGAAGAUGAUGAGUUGCUGUAAAACAGUAAGGGACAAUCCUAGAGGAAGAUUUUAUAGAGAUACAGUUAUUAAGGCACAUUAUGGAUUUAGAUAACCAGGUUAACAUUUAAGAUAAAGAGAGUAUAUGAAAUAUUUAUAGAAAUCUAAUCCUUCAACAUUUACUAUUAUUCGUUUAUAUACACAGGGUAUGAUCAUUGUGCAUUUUUUAUAUUUAUUUGAGCAGUAGGGUUUUUUCGCAUCCGUCUAUUUUUUUUUCUUUAAGUGUGUUAUAGGGCCAUAUUCCAUGGAUUUCUCAAAGAUAUGGGAAAGAACAGUCUUCUUUUGACCUCUUGAAUGUGAACCUAGUUUGAUAAAAAUAAAAUAGGAAGCUUAAGCGCUUUCCCUAAACAGUGCUGUGCAAAAGUCCUAACCCCUUCUUCAUAUUUCGCUAUACUAAAACUAUAAACUAUAGUUUUAAGGAAUAAUUCUCCUUGCUUUCUGAAGGACUUUUUUGGCUCUCAUUUUCACUCCAGUCUUUGUACUGAGCAGUUUCAGAGGAAUGAUUUAUGUUUGUUAAGCCACCUAUUAAUCUAAAUGAAAGAAAAAUGACAGAUGAUUAGGUUGCCGAUUAGUAUACUGGUGAUGAUGAAUUCUGUGUGCUUGGAACAGACGAGAGGGGAAAUGAGGUUGCUGCUGAGGUUGUUACAUAAACAACCCGUUUUUAGAUUGUAUUUAAACUUUAGACACUUUUGCAGCCUGUCACAGUAAAACGUUUUUUUUUUAUCUAAUCUCCAUCAUUUAAUUAAUGAUUAUUAUUUUUCAAGACUUUUGCACAGUGCUGUAUAUAUGAGCCACAGUAUGCAGAGCGAAGAAUCACUGUUUGUUUUCCCCCAGAUUAUGAAAAAAAAAAAACAGGAAAAAGCCACUGCAUGGGAAUCAGGGAUAA
Messenger RNA from Clarias gariepinus (North African catfish), 3762 nucleotides. RefSeq names its product calcium/calmodulin-dependent protein kinase type II subunit beta (gene camk2b2). The coding region runs from base 224 to 1858 and encodes 544 amino acids. Gene Ontology annotation, biological process: protein phosphorylation. The record is from RefSeq and is a predicted model, not a curated record. Gene Ontology annotation, cellular component: neuron projection; cytoplasm. Gene Ontology annotation, molecular function: ATP binding; calcium/calmodulin-dependent protein kinase activity; calmodulin binding. Lineage: Eukaryota; Metazoa; Chordata; Actinopteri; Siluriformes; Clariidae. The transcript is spliced from 21 exons.